ACAGAGGUGACUCUUACCGACACGACCCGGCGAAGCCGUCACGUUGGCUGGCCGGCUCGCUCUCCCUUUGCUUCUCUUUUGCAAACUCCCCAUUGGCAAGGCAAGAGGGAUUGAUCAGUUCCCUAUCUUCUUGACUUUUGGGCAGGGUGCGAAAGGGACAGAAGCGUGUCGUCUGCAACUACCCUUGCUCUCGUUGCAGCAGGGGCCAUGUUGGGGAUGAGACCUGCUGUCGCCGCUCCGCUCGGGCUUCAAAGAGGGCUACUCCGAUGCGCAGGCGGCUCGAGACAUCAUUCAUCGGUUGCUCUUCUGUCUGGACGCUCACCUAGGACUCUGAUUUCCCCUACUGCCUCAUCCUCCCCGUCAUCUUGUCGUCGCCGUAUUGCUUCUCUCGCGGAAAUCGACCCCGAUCACCCUGAACCCCGCAAUCCCUCCACUGUCUCCAUUGAUCCUUUCUCGUGGGAAGACACGGCCUUUGAUCAGGCUCGCCGAGACAAGCUCGGCCUUCGAGGCCUUCUUCCCCCCGGCCAUCAGUCGCUCCAGACGCAGAUCGAGCGCACCCUCGUUCAGCUGAGAUCAAAGAAGACGGACCUUGGCAAGUAUGUCUUCCUCUCGGCACUCCGCGUUACCAACGUCCGGCUCUUCUACGCCGUCGUCAUGCAGAAUGCAGAGGAAUGCCUGCCUCUGAUUUACACGCCCGUCGUUGGAGAAGCUUGCCAGAAGUUUUCCAAGAUCUACCGCCGCCCUGAAGGCCUGACCAUCUCUCUCGAGGACAAGGGGCAGGUGGCCAAGGUCAUCGACAACUGGCCUGUCCCCACUGGCGCGCCACGCAUUGCUGUUCUCACCGACGGAAGCCGUAUUCUCGGCCUUGGCGACCAGGGUUGGGACGGCAUCGGCAUCAGUAUUGGCAAGCUGAGCCUUUACGUCGCUGCUGCCGGUAUUCACCCGCGCGCUACCAUUCCCAUCUGUGUUGACCUGGGCACCAACAACAAGGAGAAGCUGGAGGACCCCCUCUACCUCGGUCUGCGCAGGGAGAGGGCCUCCGACGCAGAGUACACCGAGUUCCUCGACGAGGUCAUGGACGCCCUUAACACGAAGUACCCGAACCUCAUCGUCCAAUUCGAAGACUUCAGUACCGAGCGAGCCUUUUUCUUCCUUGAGCGCUACCAGAAGAACAACCGCGUAUUCAAUGACGAUAUCCAGGGUACGGGCUCUGUGGUCCUUGGUGGCUUCACCAAUGCCGCCCGCGUCAGCAGCAAGGCAUCAGGCAGGCCGCUUCACGACCAAAAGAUCCUGUUCUUUGGUGCAGGGAGUGCCGGUGUCGGUGUUGCUAUGCAGCUCAAGAGCUUCUUUACCCGCCAGGGUCUCUCCGACGAGGAGGCAAAGAAGCGCAUUUGGCUGUGCGAUUCCAAGGGUCUCGUCACAAAUGACCGUGGUGACAAGCUGCCCCAGCACAAGAUUCACUUCUCACGAGACGACAACGAGGGCAAGCAGUGCAAGACCCUCAUCGAGGCCGUCGAAUACAUCAAGCCAACAGCUAUCAUUGGCCUCAGCACGGUCCCAGACACCUUCACGGAGGAGGUCCUCCAACGCAUGGCUGAGCUCAACAAGCGCCCCAUCGUCUUCCCUCUCUCCAACCCUUCGCACCUGUCCGAGUGCAACUUUGAGACGGCCGUCAAGGCUACCAAGGGUGCCGUCAUCUUUGCUUCUGGAAGCCCAUUCCCCGAGCUCGACUACGAGGGAAAGCACCUCAUUCCUGGCCAAGGAAACAACCUUUACGUCUUCCCCGGCAUCGGCUUGGCGGGCGCUCUUUGCAAGGCCGGACGCAUCAGCGAUGAGAUGAUCACCGAGAGCGCCCUUGCGCUGGCGGAUUGCCUAAACGACGAAGAGAAGGCAGAGGGGCGUGUCUACCCUGCCCUGACGAGGAUGCGCGAAAUCUCCCGCGAUGUGGCUGUGCGCGUCAUCCAGAUGGCCAUCAAGCAGGGCCACGCCAGAGAUGGCGGCUACACGGCCUCGAUGGACGAGGACGAUCUCAGGAACUGGGUCGAGGGCGAGAUGUGGAAGCCCACGUACCAGACUUACGUUGCCUAG
This is a messenger RNA of Acaromyces ingoldii, 2088 nucleotides long. RefSeq lists its product as hypothetical. Gene Ontology annotation, molecular function: NAD binding; malate dehydrogenase (decarboxylating) (NAD+) activity. The coding region runs from base 208 to 2088 and encodes 626 amino acids. The record is from RefSeq and is a predicted model, not a curated record. Gene Ontology annotation, biological process: pyruvate metabolic process; malate metabolic process. The transcript has 5 exons. Gene Ontology annotation, cellular component: mitochondrion. NCBI's taxonomy places the organism in Eukaryota, Fungi, Basidiomycota, Exobasidiomycetes, Exobasidiales, Cryptobasidiaceae.